UCGUCGUUUUGAUUCAUUCAAAGUUCUUCGUCCUCUGUUCCGCGCUGUUUUCUGGUGAGUGUUGAUUUCAAUGGAUGUCUUAGCGAAUCCAGGUCCACUUAAGGACAUUGUGCUUUAUGAUCAAGAGAAACAUGUUUCCUCUGCUGUUUGGGAUGGCCAGGAGCGAGGUGCGUUGAGGUGUCAUGAGCAUACUUCAAAGUUGGGUGAGUGGAAGCUUAAACCAAAGCAGAUAGAAUUGGUGGAGAGAGCUGGUUUUGGGUUUUUGAGACGGAUCCCUGCUAUUAGUCUUGAUAACCCUCUUAUCUCUGCGUUGGUCGAGCGAUGGAGGAGAGAAACCAACACUUUUCAUUUCACUAUUGGGGAAAUGACUGUGACUCUUGAGGACAUUGCCUUGUUACUGGGAUUGGGGAUUGAUGGUAAACCUGUCAUUGGAGUGACGUAUACAACUUGUUCUGCGAUAUGUGAGAGGUACUUAGGGGAGGCACCAGCAUCUAAUUACGCUAGUGGUGGGAUGGUUAAGCUUAGCUGGUUGAAAGAGAAGUUCUCUGAAUGUGAAGUUGAUGCAUCUUUUGAAAAAGUUGAGCGCUGUACACGGGCUUACCUCUUGUACUUAGUAGGGAGCACCAUCUUCUCUACUACCACUGGAAACAAGGUGCCUGUUAUGUAUCUUCCGCUGUUUGAGGAUUUUGAUGAUGCGGGAACAUUUGCUUGGGGUGCAGCUGCUUUGGCUUUCUUGUAUAGAGCACUUGGCAAUGCUUCUGUUAAAUCCCAAAGCACGAUAUGUGGUUGCUUGACGCUAUUACAGUGUUGGAGUUACUAUCACUUAAACAUUGGCCGGCCAAAGCUGAAUCGCGAGCCCAUCCAUGAUCAUUUCCCAUUUGUGCUUAGGUGGAAGGGGAAGCAAAAUGGUCCAACAGCAAACCGUGAUGUGGUCUUUUACCGGAAAGCGUUGGACGUCUUGAAGCCAUGUGAGGUGGAGUGGCUUCCGUAUGAAAAUAUGGAUGGUAGAUUCAUACCGGAUCAUAUUAGAAACUCUCUGCAGUUGGGUAGAUCGAAAACAAUGCUGAUAUCUUUUGACAAGGCGGAGAGACAUCUGCCUGAUCGCUGUCUCAAACAAUUUGGCUUGUUUCAAGACAUCCCAGCAGAUGUGCAAAGGUGGGUAAGAAAGUCCCGUGGCGUUGAUGGAGGGGUUGACCUGUCGGUUAAAAUGGAAUCAGAGUUGAGUGAAUGGGAAAUGCGGUGGGAAAACAUUGUGCCUGAUGAUGUUCUAGGUGUUGAUGAAGCAGACUACAUGAGGUGGUAUCUGGGAAUUACCCGAAAAAUUGUGGGAAGGCCCAUCUCUCUCUCAAGCGAGUUUCAAAGAACGAUUUCAAAUGUGAGGGAUAUAUUGGAGUUGGCUGAGAAUUUUCAAAUACAUGAUUUGGACCUUGAAAGAGGCAACAUGAUUUCACGGAUUAUAGGCCUUGCGCAAGAUUGCCUGAGAGAUCAAGUUGGAGUAACGGCUACAACAGAAAGCCAGCAGCAGAUCGAACUUGGGAAAAGAAUGCGCGGUAAAGAGAGGGUGAGAAGGAAGGGGAUGGGAAAGAGAAGAAAAGGUAUCGAUCCAAUGGAAGACUAUGGAGGUAGUGAAGAUGAAUCUCAGUUUGGACCUUUGGUUGAGGUUGGUCAGAUGCAUUUACCGCUUAGUCAUACAAAUUCGGUUUACGAUGGAACACAUAUGUACGAUGCUGUCACCAAAGUUGAUGACAUGGAGCUUUGCGACACCAUCCCUCAAUUGCCCGAGACUCAAGACAUCCACAAGAUUGAAGGGUCAUUGCUAGACGACACAGACAAGUCUAUUGAGGACAGUAAGUUACAAGAAGAAAUUGGAGUAACUAAUGUUCUGAGUGGCGAGGAGCCAACUGAGAGCUAUGAUGUGAAGAAAGAAGAUAAAGAAUCAAAGGCUGAAGAUGAUGAUGCAACAAAGGGCUUUAGUGAUGUGAGCGGUGAAGAAAACGCGAACAGAGAGGAAGAAGAUGGAACAGAGAUAGGAGAAAGUGUUGCAGAGUCGUCUUCUCUUGAAAGAAGAGGAGAGAACACUGUGUUGGCUUGAAACCAGUUGGUUUUCUUCUCAUCUGAUUAACCAAUGUGAAUUUCUGCCUCUUCUUUUCAAUGAGAGUUAUAAUAUACAUCAAGGCAAAUC
Arabidopsis arenosa is the source of this 2182-nucleotide messenger RNA. The record is from the annotation of a GenBank genome assembly. NCBI's taxonomy places the organism in Eukaryota, Viridiplantae, Streptophyta, Magnoliopsida, Brassicales, Brassicaceae.